AAAUUCCACAACAAUCCUUGAGCUCCCUGACAAAAGAAAACAUUCGACCCAGCCAAACCCAUCAAACAAUCUGUUUACCACCAUAUCUGGUAUGUCUACCUACCACCAUGUCUGGCACCACCAAAAACAAAAAGACCUUAGCCGCGGGAGGUGGAGGCGAAUCUCAGCCAAGUCACAAUCCUCCUCCGCCUCCCCUGGACGUCGCAGAGAGGACCCAGCAGUAGGCCGGGCCCUCGCCAGCUUGGGGAGCUGAUGGAUGCCAUCGGCCCGGGAGCUGCACAUCGCUGUAGUGGCGCGUUCAUACGCUCAAGAUGCCCUAACGCGAGGGCAGGGCCUCGGCUGCCCGCUAAGCUUGGCCGCCCCAUGGUCUGCCAAACCAUGCCUCCCUAGAGCCGCAUGAGGGCCGGCAUUCCACCUCUCCCGGCGACGGAUUCUCCUCAUCGAUGGCCGGCGGGGCUUGAAAGGGCGACGACGCCGAACAACAAGAGUACCUAGGGAAACAAUCCAGAUAAUUCCGGUGUCCAACAUGUGGCUGAAGCAUGUCGACGACAUCUCCGGGCCGCCGAAGGGAUAGCUGUCACUUUGGUACAUAUACCAAGCCAGUUCCUGAGACUUUCUCUUUUUCUCGCUCCAAAACACCAAACACCAUCUCCCAAUCUCAGAACCGACACAAACGUCCCCGAACCCAGACAAUGACGUGCAGCAAAGCCUUCAACCCCGACCAUGACAUCCCCAACCUCGGAGGAAAGGUCAUCCUGGUGACGGGCGGCAACAACGGCCUGGGCCUCGAGACGGUCCGCCAGCUCGCCAGGCACGGCCCCGCGCACAUCUUCCUCGCCUCCCGCUCGCUGGCAAAGGCGGAGGAGGCCAUCAAGGACGUCCACUCAUCCAGCCCCGAGGCGGCGGGGACACCCAUCAGCGCGCUGCAGUUGGACCUCGCCUCCUUCGCCAGCAUCAAGGCCGCCGCGCGCGCUUUCACGGCCGCAUCGGACCGCCUUGACAUCCUCAUCAACAAUGCCGGCAUCAUGUGCACGCCCGAAGGACUGACCCAGGACGGAUACGAGGUGCAGUUCGGAACCAACCACAUGGGCCACGCGCUCCUGACGCAACUCUUGCUCCCGACCCUCAAGCAGACGGCAGCCGCCGCGCCUGGCAGCGACGUCCGCGUCGUGUUCCUGUCGUCGGCCCUCGAGUCCGGCGCACCCGUGGGAACGUACAAGACAGACGAGCUCAAGACCACCAUGGCCGCCACGUCGACGAUGGACCGGUACAGCAUCUCCAAGCUGGCCAACGUGCACUAUACGUCGGCGUUGGCGGCGGGGAACCCGGACCUGCGCGUCGCCAGUGUCCAUCCGGGGGUCAUCUGGACGGGCCUGCAGGGGCCCAUGAUAAACGGGUCCGGCCCGCUGCUCAAAGGGGUCAUGAACCUCGCCAGCAACUUCCUGACAACCGUCGAGAAGGGCGUGCGCAACUCGCUGUGGGCAGCCACCGCUGCCGAGGUCGAGUCGGGCGCCUACUACCGCCCAGUCGGCGUCGGGGGCAAGGGGUCCAAGCUGAGCAGGGACGCGAAGCAGAGGGAUGUGCUGUGGGAGUGGACGCAGAAGGAGCUGCAACCGCAUCUGUCCGGCUGAAGGGUCUUGGGGGACUUUCUUUAUCUCGUGCGAGGCGAACGGAGCUGAGCCAUGUUGUUAAUAUUACUAUCGAGGUUGUGCUUUAGAGGAUAGCGUAACGGGGCGUCCAAGGAUGUCACAGGUGUAUGGAGUUUUUGAGUGCCGAUUUAUAUACAUGCCAGAGGUGUUACUAGUAAGGCUGGCGGAGACCCAAACGACCCGUUUGGG
Gaeumannomyces tritici R3-111a-1 is the source of this 1838-nucleotide messenger RNA. RefSeq lists its product as hypothetical. The coding region runs from base 540 to 1631 and encodes 363 amino acids. The record is from RefSeq and is a predicted model, not a curated record. NCBI's taxonomy places the organism in Eukaryota, Fungi, Ascomycota, Sordariomycetes, Magnaporthales, Magnaporthaceae. The transcript is spliced from 3 exons.